GAAAGAGCUAUUAAAGCUAACAUUUUGUGAAUCAAACAAUCUUGUCUCAAGCUCCCAGACGAUGAUCGAUGAAAGGAGAGAGAUACUGUGAUUCGUUCAUCCACUGGCUCUUGGAAAUUUUGAAUCGAAUAAAUCACAGUGGAGUUAAUUGAAAGUUAAAUGGUAAUUCACUUACACUGAAUCAUCUGUACGGAAACCAAGCCCCAUACCGACCCAGUAUCUAAGAUCAGCCUGUAUUAGCAUAGCCCAGGCUAUGAGACUGAGUCUUUGAAGUUUUUGGGCUGCAAAAGUCUUUCUACGGCCCCGGACAGAUAUAAAAGAAACAAUAUUUCCUUCAACUUCCUCCCCAUAUCCCGCAACCCAACAAAUAACAACGCUCUCUCAAAUAUGCCCUUCACAAAAGAAAGGGUCUACGACCCCGAAAUCGCCCAAGCCCACACCACCACCUCCUCAGACCAAGACCUCCCCCUCAACUCCAAAGAGACCGCCAUCCACAGCUCAUCCCUCCAAGAAGGGAGUACCUGGUACGCCAAAGCCCAUCACUAUGCCAGUCGUUUCGGCGUCGAAUCCCGCGGUAUCGAACGCGUUCCCAGCGAUGAACGCAGUACUGCCGGUAUGAGCCAGAUUGGCACAUUAUGGUUAUCGGCCAACUUGGUCGUGUCCUCUUUUGCGAUCGGAGCAUUGAGCUAUCCGGUUUUUCAUCUGGGGUUUGUGGAUACGGUGCUGAUUAUUUUGUUUGUGAAUUUGCUGGGGGUGAUACCAGUUGCCUUUUUUUCAAUGUUUGGACCGAGGUUUGGGUUGAGACAGAUGGUCUUGAGUAGGUUUUAUUUUGGAUGGUAUGGGGUUAAGAUUAUUGCAAUCUUCAACUGUCUUGCAUGUAUUGGCUGGUCUGCCGUGAACGUCAUAGUCGGCGCGCAACUCUUCAACGCGGUUAACCCUCGCAUGCCAGGCUGGGCGGGAAUAAUUGUCAUCGCAGCAGCUACUUUCAUCAUAACCCUUUUUGGCUACAAAAUCGUACACACUUAUGAACGCUACUCCUGGAUCCCCUGUCUUAUAAUCUUCCUCAUAGUACUUGGUGAAUUUGCCCACAGUGGUAACUUCAUCAACACUCCCAUGGGCAUAGGCAAAUCCGAAACAGGAGCCUGUCUCUCCUUCGCGGCGAGCAUCUUUGGUUUUUCAACGGGCUGGACAAGCUAUGCCGCAGAUUACACCGUAUAUCAACCUAUCAACCGCAGUCGGAAAUCCAUCUUUCUCUGGACAUUUACCGGGUUGAUAUUUCCGCUCCUAUUUACUGAAAUUUUGGGCGCCGCUGUGGCUACGGCAAUGGCUAGUAACGGAGGAGACAACGUCUUCAUGAGCAACUACAUCAAUUCAGGGAUCGGAGGACUUCUUUCCUCAGUCCUCGUCCCCCCACUUGGAAGAUUCGGACAAUUUUGCAUCGUUAUCCUCGCUCUCUCUAUCAUCGCAAACAACUGUCCGAACAUCUAUUCCGUGUCUCUCUCCCUGCAAGUUCUUUCCUCGGCCACUGCACGCGUACCGCGUUUCUUUUGGACCUUCAUCGGAACAAUCAUCUAUUGCGCAAUUGCCAUUCCCGGGUACGGAAAUUUUGCAUCGAUCCUGGAGAAUUUCAUGCUCGUGAUAGCUUACUGGCUAGCGAUAUAUGAGGGAAUCGCACUCUCGGAGCAUAUUUUCUUCAAGAAGGGAUUCCAAGGAUAUCGACCCGAGAAUCACAUGGAUGCCAGUCGGUUACCGCCGGGGAUGGCCGCGAUGACGGCUUUUCUUUUUGGGGUUAUGGGCGCAGUGCUGGGUAUGGCGCAGGUGUGGUUCACGGGGCCGAUUGGGAAGUUUUGUGGUGUGGAGUAUGGAGGGGAUGUAGGAUUUGAGUUGGCUUUUGCGUUUUCGUCAAUUUCGUAUUGUGGGUUGAGGUGGUUGGAGAUUAAGAGGUUUGGGAGAUAGGUGAGAUGGCAGAUCUAGGGCUAGAUAUGUCUGGCUGGGUUGGAUGUAUAGUGUAUGACAUGACAUGACGUGAUUUAGGACAUGUUGGCGGAUGCUUUGUUUAUGGGAACUAUUAUGGCGACAGGCUUAUUCUAAAAGAUAUCAGGUUAAGGGUUGGCGGGCGGCGAGAUUUAUGAAAGCAUGUAUUCAUACGUAUAAAAGGAAAGCAAAGGAAAGCAAGCA
Molecule: messenger RNA, 2178 nt
Organism: Botrytis cinerea B05.10
Lineage: Eukaryota; Fungi; Ascomycota; Leotiomycetes; Helotiales; Sclerotiniaceae
Exons: 2
Coding region: 388-1956 (522 amino acids)
Biological process (GO): transmembrane transport
Cellular component (GO): plasma membrane; fungal-type vacuole membrane
Molecular function (GO): transmembrane transporter activity
Source: RefSeq, a predicted model, not a curated record